AUGACCGUGCGCGCCAACGCCUUAAUUCGUCGUUUUCGUCAUCGACAACCCGGACAGAAUUUGGCACUACUGAAGACGAUCCGCUCGAAGAAUGGUAAUAUGAGACUGCGAAUAGUGCCGAAAGGAGACCGAGCUGAACGUGAGUCUAACUGUCCACGAAAGUUGAAAACCUUACAACAGAUUUCUGGGGAACUUGAUUUCUCUGGUGCAAAGGAUUGA
This is a messenger RNA of Angiostrongylus costaricensis, 219 nucleotides long. Lineage: Eukaryota; Metazoa; Nematoda; Chromadorea; Rhabditida; Metastrongylidae. The record is from the annotation of a GenBank genome assembly.